This is a messenger RNA of Scophthalmus maximus (turbot), 1165 nucleotides long. RefSeq names its product zgc:153031. NCBI's taxonomy places the organism in Eukaryota, Metazoa, Chordata, Actinopteri, Pleuronectiformes, Scophthalmidae. Gene Ontology annotation, biological process: folic acid metabolic process; dihydrofolate metabolic process; tetrahydrofolate biosynthetic process. Gene Ontology annotation, molecular function: dihydrofolate reductase activity; NADP binding. The record is from RefSeq and is a predicted model, not a curated record. Gene Ontology annotation, cellular component: mitochondrion. The coding region runs from base 58 to 654 and encodes 198 amino acids. The transcript has 6 exons.
UGUUGCUGUUCCUGUUCGACUGUCUGUUGUUUGUCGAUCGCUCGCGCGUGUGAGAAGAUGGAAGAGAGCCGGGACAAAGUGCAGACGAAGCCCGUCCGCCUCAUCGCGGCCACUUGCAACGACAUGGGCAUCGGGAAGGACGGCAAAAUGCCCUGGAACUUACCGGCUGAAUUCCAAUACUAUCGGAGCACUGUCUCAAGGGUGUCGAGACCAGGAAAGAUGAAUUUGAUGGUGUGGGGCAAACUGUGCUGGUUCUCCCAACCGAAGACAAUGUUCCCGUUGGAGAACACCCUGCAUGUGGUGUUGAGUACCAGUAUGAGCGCGGUUCCCGACCACGCCCACUUCUUGUGUGAUGACUUUGACAGUGCCGUCCGCAUUGCGUCGGAGCCCCCGCUCGCUGACAUGAUAGAGACCAUCUGGAUUGUUGGUGGAACGCAGGUCUACAAGGAGGCACUGGGUCACCCUUGGUGUGACUUGGUUUACUUGACCAACAUCAUGGCGGAAUUCGACUGCGACGUUUUCUUCCCCGAGUUCGACAGAGGGCUGUUUAAAUUACAGGAAAGAUUUCCUCACGUACCGAGUGACAUUCAAGAGGAGAACGGCAUUCAGUACAAAUUCCAAGUAUUCAAGAAAGAGAUCAGUGAUGCCAUUUAGAUAACACUGCGGAAAUCGACAUAUUAUCCCCUCCCCCCCCCCGAAAAUAUGACCUUACUCUAUUUUGAAUCAAUGAAAAACUUGAAACACGGUGAGCACAGACGCUUUAACAGCAGUCCCAAUUUGUCAAUCCAAGUAUUUAUUUGUUUUAAGGCUUAAAAUUAUUUUACCCAUUGCUUUGGUCACAGCUGGUAGAAAGAAAGGAAAAAAUCUCCUGCCACCAUCUACCAUCACCUUGUCGAGCGCUACUCCACAGUAAAAUUGCAGCUGCAUGGAAAAUAUGCUUGUCAGACGUCGACGUCAAUGACAAACCGUGCUCCAAGUAUCAGAUGUCAGAGAUUAUGAGUGAAUCAUCCCACUUCUUUGUUUUGAUGCUAUGAUGACAUUUCUUUUCAUUUAUACUGUGGAUAGAUGUUGAGACAUGAUAGAUCCUCUCAUUUGAUGAGGUUAAGAAUGCUCCCAACAUAUUUAACUGCUCCUUUUCACCAAAUAAACCAAUGAAGAAACCAAA